AUCCAUAAACAUGCUUCGAAAAUUAUUCUUUUCAUUUUCUCAAGACAUCGAAAAGGUUAUGGCUGAUAAACUUACUUAGGUCUUGAAAGCCACUAAAGUUGAAGUCAUCGAUACAUCUGGAGGAUGUAAAUCAUUAAUCAAAUUACCAUAGGUGGUUCUAUGUAUCGAUUGGAAAUUGAAUCUCCUGAGUUUCAAGGCAAAUCAAAAGUGAAAUAACAUUAAAUGGUCGUAGACGCUUUAAAAGCUGAAUUAGCAGGUGCUCAUGGGUAUUCGAUUAAAACUAACAUCCCCAAGUGAUUCACAUUAUUUGUUUAUAUAUUCAAAUUAUAUAUUAGCUUAUUGGGUGCAACUCUCAUCACUUUAACUUUUCC
Molecule: messenger RNA, 371 nt
Organism: Paramecium octaurelia
Lineage: Eukaryota; Ciliophora; Oligohymenophorea; Peniculida; Parameciidae
Source: the annotation of a GenBank genome assembly